Molecule: messenger RNA, 678 nt
Organism: Lolium perenne
Lineage: Eukaryota; Viridiplantae; Streptophyta; Magnoliopsida; Poales; Poaceae
Source: RefSeq, a predicted model, not a curated record
AUGAUUUGGAUCAAAAAGGUUGUUGCUGAUGGGACACUUAGUGUCAAAGUUAAUGACAGGAAGGGUGCAUAUUUUGGCAGUCACAAAGGAGUGAGACAAGGAGACCCUUUUGCACCUUUCCUAUUCAAUAUGGCAGCCAACAGUCUUGCAAAAAUGAUUUCAGUUGCCCAGCAGAAUGGGUUAUUGACAGGUCUUGCAGAUAAUAUUGUCCAGUAUGGUGUUGCCAUGCUUCAGUAUGCAGAUGAUACUAUUCUCUUGAUACAAGAUGAUGUGGAACAGUGUUACUCAGAUCUUUUCAACUGUCAGAGUGGAAACUGGCCUAUAAAGUAUCUGGGUACCCCCAUUUCAGCUAGAAGACCUACUGUUGCUGAAAUGAAUUUUCUAGGUGAAGCAACUAAGAAAAGAAUGUGUGGCUGGAAUGUGACAGUUGCAGAGUCUGCUGCUCUUGGAUGGAAUCUGUCUUUUAGAAGAUUUCUAACACCUGAUUUAGGUCAACAGGUGCAUGGUCUUCACAGCUCGCCGGACGCUGAAAACAUCAGGGCGGGUGCUGCCAGUCUUCUUCAGCUUGCCACAAGUAUGCCUGUUGCUUCGACGGAGGGACGCCCAGGAAGAAUUCUCCGCAUUGCUGAUGCUACGAUGGAGGACCUUGCUGAGGAUCAAAUGGAGAUGGACGAUUGA